This is a messenger RNA of Cavenderia fasciculata, 1044 nucleotides long. RefSeq lists its product as uncharacterized. The coding region runs from base 1 to 1044 and encodes 347 amino acids. The transcript has a single exon. NCBI's taxonomy places the organism in Eukaryota, Evosea, Eumycetozoa, Acytosteliales, Cavenderiaceae. The record is from RefSeq and is a predicted model, not a curated record.
AUGGAUGCAUUCAUUAUUGUACUUUUAAUCAGUGUACUUGUCAUUGUAGGAUUACUUUAUUUGGUGUUGUUUCCUUCAAGGAAUUACAUUGAAACUAUUACUCAAACAGAUGACGACUACCAAGAACCACAACUAUUAGAUACUAUCAAUGACAAUCAACAAAGAAAUAAUCAACAACAACAACAACAACAACAAAGACAUACUGCUGUAUCUCGCAUGAAUCUUAGAAAUAGAAGACAUCCUAAUAAUAAUAAUAAUAACAAUAUUAAUAAUAAUAACUACAACAAUAAUAAUAAUAAUAAUAAUAAUGAUGAUGAUGAUGAUUCAGAUAUAGAUGACGAUGAUUCAGAUGAUGUUGAUGAUAAUAAUAAUGCAUCUUCUUCAUCAUCUACAACAAAAAGAACUAAAAAGAUUGGAACUAAAAAGUUGGAAAAGAUAAAGAUGAAAGAAGAGAAGAAAAAGAUGAGAGAAUAUGAAGCACAUGUUAGAGAGGAAAAGAAGAAAAAGGAUGAGGAAAAAGAUCGUCUUUCAAAACAAAAGAGAGAUGAUGAAGAAGAAAGAUCAAGACAACGAGAGGAACAAGAGAGAAAGAUUAGAGAGGAAAAGGAAAAACGUGAUGAAGAGGAAUAUAGCGCACUCAAAGCUACCAUGUCUUUGGAUGAACAAGGAGAAGGACGAAUCCAAGAAGAUGAAAAUACGCUUUUUGAAAGAUUCAUAGAUUAUCUAAAGACAAACAAAAUCUCACUAUUGGAGGAUGUUGCACAACAUUUCCAAAUAAAGACAAACGAUGUCAUUGAUCGUAUAAAGCAUCUCGAAAAGGAAGGUCUUUUAUCUGGAGUCAUAGAUGACAGAGGUAAAUUCAUCUACGUUACCAAAGAAGAAAUGGAAUCGAUUGCCAAGUUUAUUGCAAAAAAAGGAAGAGUAACAAUCGAACAAUUGGCAAAACAAUCAAAUGUUUUAAUUGAUCUAUCAACCAAAAUGCUACAAAUCCCAAAUAAUAAUAAUAAUAACGAAAAUAAUAGUAGAGGUGUUGAUAUUGGUUAA